Messenger RNA from Triticum dicoccoides, 814 nucleotides. RefSeq lists its product as uncharacterized. The transcript is spliced from 3 exons. The coding region runs from base 1 to 621 and encodes 206 amino acids. NCBI's taxonomy places the organism in Eukaryota, Viridiplantae, Streptophyta, Magnoliopsida, Poales, Poaceae. The record is from RefSeq and is a predicted model, not a curated record.
AUGAGUUCCCCAUAUGUUACAGAAUUGUUUGAAUACUUCAAAACCAUAAAGCAUUUGAGUGCUGGGAAGCAACCUGCACAAGUAGCAAAGGCUGGUGGGAAGAGGCAACGGGUUGAUUCCACCGCAGCAGCUGGCAACUCCUUCAAUGCUGAUACGCAGUAUUCCUUUCCAGAUCUACAAAGAGAGGUGCAAGGUGCCGAAGAACUAUUCACAGAGAUUGAUAAUGAAGUGCAUGAAGUAGUUGACAUGUACAAUGACAUGGGAACAAAGGUGGGAACAAUUCUUGGGUUGUUCGAUAGGUUGAGACCCAAAUUCAAGAAGAUGAAAGGUCUGGCAUGUGUUGGUCAUUCAGGUGUGCCUUCUGUAGCAGCAGUCACACAUCUUGUUGCUACGGAACCCAUCUCCACAAGGGACGAUGAAGGUGCAGAUGAUACUGCUGCAAACAAUGCGAUCGUCGAUGAAACAAAGGCUGUGAGUGCUACCCAAGUUCAGUCCGAUGGCAACUGUUUUUCUGAUGAAGUGAUGAGCCUACACGAAAUUCCCAGGAGUGCCAGUGAUCCAGUAUAUGAACUGGCUGAUGUUAAAGAAGUGUGCGGGUUCUUCGUGGGGGGGUUCCACUGAUUCUUUUUGCAGAGUCUGUGGUGGAGUCAUUUUUCUGGGAACUUCAUCUGUUGUGUCAAUUAGUUUCCUUGUGUUCUGUACCAAAUUUUCAUAGUCAGAACAUCAUUUGUUAUCAUUUGAUGAAUUAGUACUACCACCUCUCUCCUAUCUGUUGUUUAAUAUGUUGCCUAGUAUUAUCUGGAGGUACAUGAUG